This is a messenger RNA of Cajanus cajan (pigeon pea), 1002 nucleotides long. NCBI's taxonomy places the organism in Eukaryota, Viridiplantae, Streptophyta, Magnoliopsida, Fabales, Fabaceae. The record is from RefSeq and is a predicted model, not a curated record.
AUUUUUAUGCCACCAUUCCUUGGGUAUAAAUUUGAGCAACUAGGGUUUUUAGUCGUUUGUGCUUCUUCUUUGCGAUAUUCAAGAGAAAGCAGCCGCUACCCUACCCUCCUCUUCUCCUCCACCAAUUUCAGCCAUGGCUGAGGAAGUGCACGAUGCUGGGCUUGCUCCAGAUCCCUACCAGAUCGACGUCAAGCUUUUUAACCGUUGGAGCUUCGACGAUGUCCAGGUAAAUGACAUUUCCCUUGCUGAUUACAUCGGCGUGGUGGCAUCCAAGCAUGCCACGUAUGUUCCUCACACUGCUGGUAGGUACUCUGUGAAGCGGUUCAGGAAGGCCCAGUGCCCCAUUGUUGAGAGGCUCACCAACUCUCUCAUGAUGCAUGGUAGAAACAAUGGCAAGAAGCUCAUGGCCGUGAGGAUCAUCAAGCAUGCCAUGGAAAUUAUUCAUUUGUUGACUGACCUGAACCCCAUUCAGGUCAUUGUCGAUGCUGUCAUCAACAGUGGUCCCCGUGAAGAUGCAACUAGAAUUGGUUCUGCUGGAGUUGUAAGGAGACAGGCUGUGGAUAUAUCACCUCUUCGCCGUGUUAAUCAGGCUAUAUAUCUUCUAACAACCGGUGCACGUGAAGCUGCAUUCAGAAAUAUCAAGACAAUUGCUGAAUGCUUGGCUGAUGAACUUAUUAAUGCAGCAAAAGGGUCAUCCAACAGCUAUGCUAUCAAGAAAAAGGAUGAAAUUGAGAGAGUUGCCAAGGCCAAUCGUUGAGCAGCUCGUGGAAGUAAUAUUUGCGAUCUGGGAGAUUUUGUUUUUGUUCUAUGUUCUUCAUUUAAUGAUAUUUUGAUCGUUUGCUGGCAUUAGUUGCUUUUUAGCUUAAGUUAUAUGAAUGAUUUUGUUGCUGGGACGAAAAUUUGUGUUCUAAGAUCGCGGAGUUAUAGAACUAGCCUGUUUCGUAAAUUACACUUCGAAUUUAAAUGGUGGUGUUGGGCAUUUUAGCCAGUGUUUUAUAUUCA